AUGGUUUAUGAAACUCUAGGAAAUAUAAGUAGGAGAAGAGCGUACGAUUCUGUUGAUCCACAAUUCGACAAUGAUCUACCUUGUACUAGUGAUAUAAAAAAAGACUUUUAUAAAGCGUUUACGUAUUAUUUUGACUUAAACUCCCGAUGGUCUGAAAAAACACGGGUGCCCAAAUUAGGAACUGAAAAUUCGACAAAGGAAGAGGUGGAACACUUUUAUUCGUUUUGGUAUGAUUUUAAAUCAUGGAGGGAAUAUUCAUAUGAAGACGAAAAGGAUAAAGAUAAAUGUCAAGAUCGUGAUGAGAGAAGGUUUACUUCUGAGAAUUGGAUAAAAUGUGUAAGAAUUUAUGGAUAUUUGAAGGAGAGCGUGGAUUAG
Diabrotica virgifera virgifera (western corn rootworm) is the source of this 375-nucleotide messenger RNA. RefSeq names its product dnaJ homolog subfamily C member 2-like. Gene Ontology annotation, cellular component: cytosol. Lineage: Eukaryota; Metazoa; Arthropoda; Insecta; Coleoptera; Chrysomelidae. The transcript is spliced from 2 exons. Gene Ontology annotation, biological process: 'de novo' cotranslational protein folding; regulation of translational fidelity. The record is from RefSeq and is a predicted model, not a curated record. The coding region runs from base 1 to 375 and encodes 124 amino acids. Gene Ontology annotation, molecular function: Hsp70 protein binding; ribosome binding.